Seminavis robusta is the source of this 2225-nucleotide messenger RNA. NCBI's taxonomy places the organism in Eukaryota, Bacillariophyta, Bacillariophyceae, Naviculales, Naviculaceae. The record is from the annotation of a GenBank genome assembly.
UUAAUAAAUGAAAGAUCCAAUGAGCACCUGGCGAAGAACAAAGCAAAUCCACACAAUCGAUCAUCUUUCCUCGUCGACGACGAACACAACGGCAAACCAACUAUCUAUCUAUCUAUCUAUCUUUCUGUCUGUCUGACAAUAAUAACUAUACAAUAACUAUAACAACCAUGCCGAGGGCUCCAGUCCGAGCCAGUCCCAAGAAUAUAUCAGCGAAACGCGGCGAGAAGCGCUCGGGUGGUGGACCAUGUAACUUUCCGACCUUCCUGACGGCCAUUUGCUGUUUGAUGGCGGUCUACUUGUUUGCCGUGAGCAGCAGUCAACGCGCUACCAUUGAACAAUCUCAGUUACUCGUGGCCGCGCAAAAGAGGAAUACGGGGAAUAUUAUUGAAAAUAGUAAUCAGCAAAAAACAACCACAACAACCAAAGUGGAAAAAUCUGUAGAGACGACUCCUGUCAUGAAGAAACCAGGCCAUGAAGUGGCAGGGUUGAAUUGCGAUCCUUGGGGAGGACCUCCCAAUGAUGUGGCGGCCGAAAUGGUGUAUUGGAAGGACAUUCCGCAAGAUGCUCAUUUCCAAAGUCCCUUUAAAAAUGUCGGACCAAAGACCAAAUAUCUGACCUUUGAACCCGAUGAAGGCGGCUGGAACAACAUUCGCAUGGCCAUGGAGACGGCCGUGACGAUGGCAUUGGCCAUGGGCCGAACACUCGUGUUGCCACCGGAACAGGGCAUGUACUUGCUGCAUCAAAAAGACAAGGGACAAAAGAACCGAUUCACAUUCAAAGACUUUUUUCAUUUUGAUUCCGUCGAAACCGAACAUCCCCAUUUGACCGUCAUUUCCUUUACCGAAUUCUUGCAACGAGAAGCCAUGACCGGCCAUUUAUUGGACGCCAAAGGCAAACCCAGUUUCCCACCCCGCAAUCAGACCAAUUGGGAUGGAAAAUUCCAUAAUUAUGAAAUGGGAAAACGAGGGGUCUUUCCGUGGUUACGAACCGUUACCAAAGUGUUGGACUGGAAUAUGGACAAGUGUCUGGCAUCUUUUCCCAAAGAACCCGGCCCAACGGGAGUCGCCAGUUUGAAAGCGGCAUUUGCGGACGCCAAACAAAUCAUGGAAAAAAUCGGUGCUCAAAAACGCAUCAAUUCCUACAACAACAAUCCCACUCCCGUCGAUGCACCUCCAGAAGCACGGAUACGUGAAAUGCUCGCCACACGCCAGAAUUUGUGCAUUUACGACGAAUCCUUUCAACAGGCACCCGUCGUGCAUGCCAUGGGCGACAAUGAUUCCGGGGCACGCAUGUUGGCCCAUUUCUACUCGUUUCUAUUCUUUGAAGACUGGAAACACGAUCAAUGGACCAAACGAUUUGUCCGGGAUCAUUUGCGAUACGUCGAUCAAAUUCAAUGUGCCGCCGCACGAUGGAUUGACUUUUUGCAUAUGAAAGCGCGGCAAUUCGGGGAGCCCAAUGGAAACUUUUAUACCAUGCACAUUCGACGAGGGGAUUUUCAAUACAAGGAUACACGGAUAGAAGCCGAUGUGAUUUUUGAAAGUAUUCGCGAUGUCAUUCCCGUCAAUGCGACACUCUAUAUUGCCACGGACGAAAAGGACCGAAGCUUUUUCAAGAUUUUUCACAAGAACUAUCGCGUCUAUUUCCUCGACAGUAAUCCACCCUUGGCGGAAGGACUCAAUACCAAUUUUUACGGAAUGCUGGACCAACUCAUUGCGUCCAAAGGACAUGUCUUUGCCGGGACGUACUACUCUACAUUCACAGGAUACAUUAAUAGAAUGAGAGGAUAUCGAUCCCAAACAGACAAAUUGACAGGAUAUCAACGGGGAGAAAUUGACAGUUACUACUAUGUUCCCAUGAAUGCCAAAUUUGCCGUCAAGGAGUAUCGGCCGCCGCAUCCGCCCUACUGGGCGCGAGAGUUUCCAAUAGGUUGGAGAGAAAUCGAUAAGAGUUUGGAAGCUUGAGAAGUCUUUAUGACGCCCAGCUAGCAAGCGCAGUCCAUGGUUCGAGUCAUUCUUCCAAAUAAAACGACAAUUUUCAAAUACACGUGUACCAGCGAUGCUCGUGCAUUUCGUUCUCUUCUCAAACAGAAUCGAGUGUCGUUUUCCAUAGUCUAUCGAUAGAUCUGAGGACGGGGGUAGGAUGUUUCCUUCUGGGGCAUUAUAUUUAUUGCAAGAACUACAAUAAGGUGUUUCGUCUGCACCAAGUAUAACUGUUCAUUUUCUUCG